Molecule: messenger RNA, 2601 nt
Organism: Neolamprologus brichardi
Lineage: Eukaryota; Metazoa; Chordata; Actinopteri; Cichliformes; Cichlidae
Source: RefSeq, a predicted model, not a curated record
UAGCCGGAGAGAAGAACAGGGAGAUUUAUCUUCACCGAGGCUGUGCUGAGGAGGGAUAAGAGCCGCGGCGUUUUCCCUGGAUGUCUGUCUCUCGGUACUUCUAUUUUUUUGCUUACAUCCCCCCUCUCUUAUUUAAUUGUCGCUCUUCUUGGCUGGCACUGCAAUGUGGCUGUCUCUGCAGUGAAAGUGCUGCCUGGCAGAUUCUCCUUGAGUGAACCCUGGUUGCGCAGUGAGUGCUGCUCUGCCUCCGUCCUGUCCACACUGACUCAGCUGUGCAUGCAGUUGGUCAGCCCCUGAGUGAGCACCAGCUGCAGGAGCAGUCCCUUCUAAAGGAGUGCUACCCUGAAACAGCUGCAGGUGCAACACUUGGAGUACAAGCAUCCACAGAGCAGCUUCCUGAUUUUUCCAGUGGACAGAGAGUAUUCUCCUAGCUUUCGGGGCCAGUGUUGGAUACUGCAGCAUCAUUUGUUUUGGAGCAGCUCUAGCAGCCAUGGAGGUCCGGUGGAUUGGGGUUGAACCCGUGAGGCUGGGCCCUCCACACACAACCUGUGGCCUGGUCUUCUCUUUGCUGCUUGUGCCGUGCACCUAUGCCAGCUGUAUUGGCAUUGAAAAUCUCUACUUCAACUGGCAAUUCAAUGACAACGGCACCAUGCAAAAGGUCUGUGAGUCAGUGAUACCUUCAGAGGGGGUGGUGCCAGAUGUGACUAUAUUCCGGGAGCGUGUGGAGUUUGUGGGGAAAAACCAUCAUAAUAACGUCUCCAUCUUGUUGUUGAACAUCACCUUUGAGGACGGGGGACAGUACACGUGUUUUGGACGCAAUCCCAAAGAGCACCACAAGAACCAUAGUGCCAUCUUCAACCUCAUAGUGGUUGACGAGUUGAGGGAGGUGGACAACACGCUGACCAUCAUCAUAGCUUCUGCUGUGGGUGGGGCCAUCGCACUGCUGAUGGGCUUCAUGCUGCUCAAGAACUUCACUCUCUUUGUUCUCGCCAAGCUUGAGGAGAAUAAGGAGUGCCUUGUAACUUCAUCAGGGAUCGACAACACAGAAAAUGGCCUCUCAGGAUCCAAAGCUGAUUCAAAACCAACACCAAAAAAGAAAUGAGACAGUGCAUGUAAAAACAAGUGUAUAUAAAUAUGACAGUGCUCAUAUUUAUAUACCUUCUCUGGAUAUUUGUAUAUGCUCAUGUGUUUGCGCACAUGCAAAUUCAUUAUGUUCAAGUUAAAAGCUUAACUCUGGUUGUGGCCUUCAGAGAGGGAAAUUAUAUCAAAUGUGUAAAGAGAAGUAACUGUCCAGAUUAUGUACAACAAUGUUAUUUAAAAUGUGCACAUCAUUUUUGCAUAACUGCAUAAUUUACAUAAACAGUAGCAGAUUAGAGAUUAGAUGAAACUUUAUUAAUCCCUCGGGUGGGUUCCUCCGGGAAAUUCAGUUUCCAGUAGCACAGCACCGACAGAAGUUGCAUGUUACAGAGUUGGAAUACCAAAUAAAGGGGAAACAACUAACACUUGACUUAUUUAGGAUAUCCAGACACUAACUGAGCCUGAUGAAAUGUAACAAACAGGUAAUAUAUUGAGGCUUGGUGGAACACAUCAGAAAUCUCAAAUGAUCAUUAUCCCCAUGUUGUCUUUGUGGGUGGGUCAACGUCACUGCUCCAGCAACAGCAGUGAAGGUUUGAGCUUAAAUGGACUCAACAACACAAUACAACAUGAAGAAAGAAGAUACUUUACAAAAGACUAUGUAUUUCAGGAACUUGAAAUUAGUUUAAGUGAUUCAUUUCCUAUUAUUUUACGGGCCCUGUAAAACAAGACGUUUGAAUAAGUUCUUAAAUGAAUAUUUGGGAAUUCAAUUCACAACUACAGUCUUAAUCUGAUACACUGUUACCAAGCUGUGAAAAAAUAGUAAUAUAUCUGUCGGCAUAAUUUGUUGUUCUUUUGUGUUUAUACUUUGACCAUUACGUAUUAUUUUAUAUACACAAUUGAUACCAAAUUUAAAUGUUGCUUUGUGUUAUACGGCAGUAUAACACAAAUAUAACACACAGUAUAUAGCUAUGUGAAAAAGAAAGUACGCCCUUUUUCAGUUCUAUGUUUGUAUAUCAGGACAUAACAACAACAACAACAAUAAUAAUAGUAACAAAUGUACUUAGUGUGUACACUAAGUACAUGAUUCAUUAGCUUGUACAAUCAUAUUUAACGGCAAUAAAUUGAAGAGGUCAGUGUCUCUCAUGUUGUUUUUAGAGGAAUUCUUUAGUCCACUGAGAUGUGCAGGCAUUCAGGCACUGUAUGUCUGCACACCUCUACACUCAUAAGUACUACCUCAGCAUUUUUGUUUCUUUUUCAGCCAUUCUGUACAUUGCUUUACCCAAUGUAGACCACGGCUUUAGCUGUCAGACAAAUGGCUUCACAUUUAACAUCAAGCUGACUCUAGAAUAUUUUUGUAAUAAGAGGAGUUUGUGGUUGACUCCGUAACUGUGAGGUAUCCAGGUCCUGUGGCUGAAAUCAGCCAAAUCACCACACCGCUACCACCACGUUUUACAGUUGGUGUGAGGUGUUUUUUGCUGAUGUGCUGUGUUUGUGUGGUAUUGUGCAUUAUAGCCAAAUGUCUCC